AUGGGGUCCAGCAGCAGCAAAAACGGCGACCCCUUCCAGUGGGGCUACAUCGACGACGGCAAGGGCUGGACGGCGCGCCCAAAGUCCGAGUACAUGAAGACGCCGGCAUACAACAAGGAACUGCGUCGGCAAAUGAAGCAAGACUCUCGGGCGAGAGGUGGAAACGGUCAUAUUUCACUGGCAGAACAGUCUCGCAAGCAGUGGUAG
Messenger RNA from Colletotrichum orchidophilum, 207 nucleotides. RefSeq lists its product as uncharacterized. NCBI's taxonomy places the organism in Eukaryota, Fungi, Ascomycota, Sordariomycetes, Glomerellales, Glomerellaceae. The record is from RefSeq and is a predicted model, not a curated record. Bases 1 to 207 code for a protein of 68 amino acids. The transcript has a single exon.